AUGUUCGCCGUUCAGGAGAGCGUGCAGCGGAGCGCAAGCGCGUUGAAAGAGGAGCCGCUCGGGAUGAACGCGGCGGCGGUGAGGUCGUGGAUGCAGGGAGCCGGAGUGCUGGACGCGAGCACCGCCGCGCAGAGUGGGCUCGCUCUGGCUCGCGCGCACUUUGAGAAGCAGCCGCCUUCCAACCUGCGCAAAUCCAACUUCUUCCACUUCGUUUUGGCGCUUUAUGACCGGCAGGGUCAGCCGGUGGAAAUCGAGAGGACCUCAUUCGUUGACUUCGUGGAGAAAGAAAAGGAGACCACUGGAGAAAAGACCAACAAUGGAAUACAUUACAGGCUGCAGCUCCUCUACAGUAACGGCAUUAGGACAGAGCAGGACUUCUACGUGCGUCUCAUCGACUCCAUGACUAAACAGGCUAUCAUCUAUGAAGGUCAAGACAAGAACCCUGAGAUGUGUCGCGUGCUACUGACUCACGAAAUCAUGUGCAGUCGGUGUUGUGACAAAAAAAGCUGCGGGAACCGAAAUGAGACACCAUCGGACCCCGUCAUUAUCGACAGGUUCUUCCUCAAGUUCUUCCUGAAAUGCAACCAGAAUUGUCUGAAGAAUGCGGGGAACCCGCGGGACAUGCGACGCUUUCAGGUUGUAGUGUCCACCACGGUGAGUGUAGAAGGACACGUUCUUGCCGUUUCAGACAACAUGUUUGUGCACAACAACUCAAAACACGGGCGGAGAGCACGGAGGCUGGACCCUUCAGAGGGAACGCCGUCAUAUCUGGAGCAUGCAGCAGCACCUUGCAUCAAAGCCAUCAGCCCCAGCGAAGGGUGGACAACAGGGGGCGCUACAGUGAUAAUCAUUGGGGACAACUUCUUCGAUGGGCUGCAGGUCAUCUUUGGCACCAUGCUGGUCUGGAGUGAGCUCAUCACGCCUCAUGCCAUUCGGGUUCAGACCCCUCCUCGACACAUCCCAGGGGUUGUGGAGGUCACGUUGUCAUACAAAUCCAAACAGUUCUGCAAAGGCACGCCUGGCAGGUUUAUCUACACAGCCCUGAAUGAGCCCACCAUCGACUAUGGUUUCCAGCGGUUACAGAAGGUCAUUCCUCGGCAUCCUGGAGACCCAGAGCGCUUGCCAAAGGAGGUGAUUUUGAAGAGAGCAGCAGAUUUGGUAGAAGCGUUGUACGGGAUGCCUCAUAACAACCAGGAGAUCAUUCUGAAGCGGGCAGCCGACAUAGCAGAGGCACUCUACAACGUACCGCGGAACCACAAUCAGCUGACCAGCCUGACCAACAGCUCUGUCCAUGCUGGCAUGAUGGGAGUUAACUCCUUCACUGGACAGCUUGCCGUUAAUGUAUCCGAGUCUUCACAAGGAGGAAAUCAGGGCUUCAGUCGGAACACGAGCAGCGUGUCUCCUCACAGUUACGUGCCCAGCUCCACACCGCAACAGAGCAGCUACAGCACGGUGGCCACCAGCAUGAACGGCUAUGGCAACACGGCCAUGACCAACCUGACCGGCUCACCCAGCUUCCUCAACGGCUCCGCUGCCAACUCCCCCUAUGCCAUUGUUCCCUCCAGCCCCACCAUGGCGUCCUCCACCAGCCUGCCCUCCAACUGCAGCAGCUCCUCUGGAAUCUUCUCCUUUUCUCCAGCUAACAUGGUAUCAGCAGUAAAGCAGAAGAGUGCUUUCGCCCCUGUAGUCCGGCCUCAGACGUCACCCCCACCCACCUGCACCAGCACCAACGGCAAUGGCCUCCAAGAUCAGUCUUUUGUGGACUCUAACAAGUACUCAACUGCCAGCGCACUCCAGGGCCUGGCCUUCUCCUGAAUGAUCCCUGGAAUGAUUGUUCCUCCUAUGUAGUAUGUAUGUGGCUGUGUGUGUGUGUGUGUGUGUAUGUCCCUGAUUGUGUACAGAAGACUCCGGUCGUGGACUGACCCCUGCAGUCCGUCUCUGAAGGAUCACAACUUUAAACUCAGGCCCUUUUUUAAAACGUAAUCACCUUUGAAGUGAAGCGUUAUAAGGGGGAAAAAAUUAACCUGGACUAUUGUAUCAAGCUGUUUUGAUGUUUUGAUGAUUUGUACUCACCUUGUAGACACUUUUUAAAAUGAAGGGGGGGGGCAACGCCACAGAUGGAUCUUAUUCGCCCCGGCCACACUAGUGCAACAGAGUUCUAUUUAUUUAGAAAUGUUUGGAUUUUGGUUUGCCAUCAUACCUGUGUGUUUUUGUGGAAAAACAAAUGUUAUACCCUUUUAUGAAAUGUAAAAUACACAAAGGACACGAGCUGCAGUGUUUUCUAUUUAUGAUUUUAUAUACUAAAUGAAGGAUUAUUGAGGAUAUAUGAUAAGACCAGUACUGAUCACAGAUCAUUCUCACUUAAAGCCAAAUUAGUUGGAUGACCUAAUUUGUUGUUAGUGCUUCAAAUCCCUUCGUAAUCUCAAUUCGGCAAACGCCGACUAAAUACAGUCUUGUCAUGGUCCAAAUGUUUCACCAUUGCCAAAACUAGAACCUCCACUAAAAUCAUGCCAUGCCAUCUUCAGUUUAACUGCCAUAACUGUGUGUUUAAUAGAUCAUUAGAUGACACGUUGGCCAAUAACAACAAAAAAGGUUGCUAACUAAUUAUUUGAAGUGUUUGUUGCCACCAUUGAUGGAAUUUUUAUGAAGGAUUUGUGUUUUCAUGGUGUUGCCAUUUCAGAUUAAAAGAUGUUUGUUGGUUUGAAAUGUUUUCAUAUUUAAUUUUUUAAGCAAAGAAACUGUGAUCACAUUUAGUUUUGCUCUCAGUCUAUCCCUAAUGAUUUGACAGUAAGUAAGGAAGGAUAUAGUAAAAAGGGAUUCCACUUUCGCAAAAUUCCUGCAUGAUUGAAUUGGAAACAUGUAAACAAAAUCAUUUAGAGUGGUUUGAUGUGAAAUUCUCCAUUCCAGAGAAUUCUGAAUCAGAGUUGUUCACAGUGGUGGUGAUAGGAACCAGAUGUCUGCCUCUAAAAGCUUUCUAACAAAUUACAUGAAAUUGUUACAGACACUUUGUCUAAAGAUAUAGAUAUUGUUUUGAGGCAUGAUUUUGGCCUAAAAUGUAUUUUUUUCAUUCAUGACAGAGAUUGUAAGACAUUGUAAGGCAGAAUAUUACUGAAAACUUAUUUUCUGCCUAUUUUACCAUGAUCACUAGUGCAUUAGUUGUUUUGCAUAGUAUAUAAAAAAUUUAUAUUUGCAUUAUGGACUGCGCACACUCUGGUUCCUAUUUCCCAUCACCACUCUGAAUGACUUUGUUUACAUAUUAUCUAUUUAAUUAUGCAGAAAUGUUGAAAAAUUGGUAAAAUGCCCCUUUAAUUAAGCAUUUAUCAGGCUGAUGGUGAGUCCGCGCUGCUCUCUGGGUCAUGCAGGAGUUUACUCGAUCAGGCUGAUACUAGAUCAGAGUUUAGAGGUGUGUAUUUUUGGGCCGUGGACUUCAGAGUCAGCACUGUGAAAAUAACACAACCCCUUUUAUGAAUCGUAGGAUUUCUGAAUGAUUUAUUGUCCUUUUCGGUUUUCGAAAUGUGUGUUUUGUACAGAGUGAUACGUAUGCAAUUUUUUUGUAAAUUCUUUUAUUUUGCCAAAAUUAUUAUUUGAAAAAUAUUUAUACAUCAGAAAGAAGUCUUAAGGCAGCUUUAUAUGAACUAGUCUCACUGAUAUCGUGUUUACGGCAUACGCAACAGAUCUCAUCCCACUUAGCUAGGAGAUUUUGCUGAUCAGAAAAAGGGAUAUAUGUAAAAUAUCCAUAUAGCAUAUGUAUGUAUCGCUUAAAGUUUGUACAUUGCUUCUAUCUGCGGCUCUCCAUUCAUGUUUGUGUGUUUGCUGUUGUAAUGUGCGGAUCUGUCCUUAAAUGUGAUGUUUUGAAUUUGCUUACUUCAGUUUUGUGUUCAGAAUCACGCCCACAUUGUUAUUUCCAUCCUGCAAGAGGCCAAUGGUUUAUUUUUAUACCAUUUGUAAGUUAAUGAAAUGUUGUCUUAACAGUUUUUUUGUUGGGUUUUUGUAUCAUGUGGCAAAACGUGUGAAAUAUUUGAUACAUAAGUUCAGUGGCCCCUUUACACCUGAAUAUUAUAUAUGUGCUUUUUUUCCCUUUGUUUUUUAUUGGACAUCUCAGAGAUAUUGUUUUAUGCACAGUAUGUACAAUAUCUCAUGCAUCUUAAUCCUUAAUGUUCCCACAACUUCAGGUUUUCUCAUGUCCACCAGCAGUUACAAUGCCUUAACAAUGCAGAGUCACAUAAAUGUGUAGAUUUAACCACCAGUGCUUUGCUGUCGACUUUGCUGGGUAGUUUAUACAGACGUGAUCAUUUCUGAUUGUUUGAAACAGCACAAAAAUCCACAAAAAUCUGUGUUACUGAAAAGUCUUAAAGUUCCCCAAUUGUCAUGAUUUCACUCAGAAUGCUCUCUAAAUGAUCCCCUUCUCAAAGGAGGCUGUGCUUUUACAGUGAACUAACCAUCUUUUUUUUAACUUUAUCAAAUAAAGUUUCUAAGUCAUAACAUUGCUUACUCACUGAGGAGGUGGACGCCUUAUCAAUUUACACAAAAAGUCCUAAUUAGCAGGAAAUGUUAUUUGACUCUCUUCCCCUGUUUGUUCCCAUUACUUCUCUUAGACUGGACACUAGGUGGGCAGUUAUAUAUUGCUGGGGAGGGAAAUAAUAUAAAAAUGAAAACUACUGUAAAGAUUAUCAUUUUCUAAUUAACUUUGAACUGUAAAAUAACUUUUCAACUUUCACAAUAUUUAAUUAAAGUUUCUUCUUGUCUGUGGCCAUUCA
This is a messenger RNA of Colossoma macropomum (tambaqui), 4757 nucleotides long. It is a transcript of the gene ebf1b, whose product is annotated as EBF transcription factor 1b. Gene Ontology annotation, biological process: regulation of transcription by RNA polymerase II. Gene Ontology annotation, molecular function: DNA-binding transcription factor activity, RNA polymerase II-specific; RNA polymerase II cis-regulatory region sequence-specific DNA binding. Bases 1 to 1815 code for a protein of 604 amino acids. The record is from RefSeq and is a predicted model, not a curated record. NCBI's taxonomy places the organism in Eukaryota, Metazoa, Chordata, Actinopteri, Characiformes, Serrasalmidae. The transcript has 17 exons.